Molecule: messenger RNA, 612 nt
Organism: Talaromyces proteolyticus
Lineage: Eukaryota; Fungi; Ascomycota; Eurotiomycetes; Eurotiales; Trichocomaceae
Exons: 2
Coding region: 1-612 (203 amino acids)
Molecular function (GO): monooxygenase activity; oxidoreductase activity, acting on paired donors, with incorporation or reduction of molecular oxygen; iron ion binding
Source: RefSeq, a predicted model, not a curated record
AUGAGCAAUAUAAUUCAUGACCGCAUCGAGUCCUUUUCCAAAGCCGGGGGUUUUGAUAUGGCGAAACCAGCCGCUGAGCAAGGUUGGCUUGGUGCAGUAUCCGACAGCAUUGUUUUGUGGGCACUCAAUGUAAAUGCGAAUCAAAAAUUGAGCCCUUCGCUCAAUUUAAAAAAAGCAGAGGGUGGCACAAAACAUAGUCUUGAUUUUGAUUUACUGAAUAUCCAAAAAUACUGUCCACUUUUACAAGGAGCUUUCCUUGAAAAUUUACGGUGGGAGUCUGGCGAAAUGCUGUACCGGUACAUUAACGAGGACUUCACGUUAACAGAAUCUCAUGACGCAAAGGUCUUCAAUCAUGAUGUUCCCCAGACAGACAUCCUCAAAAAGGGAGAAUAUAUCGCUUUGUCUCAUGGCACCCAUCAAAUGGACGAUCGAUAUUUUCCAAAUCCUGAAACAUUUGAUACACGCCGCUUCUGUACUGAAGAGGGUCAAAAUUCUCAAAAAGAUGAUCAGUUAUUCGAAGAGAACAACGGCAGUGAGACAGAUACUAAAGAUAGAGCAAAAGUUGAGUACAAAACUAUGUUUCCCUGGGGAGGUGGCGCCAGCAUGUGCUAG